AUGGAACGCAUGUGGCGCAAAGUGAAUCACAGCCUGCGCAACAGCAAAUCGCAAACGCCGUCGCAGCCGUCGCACGGCCACAGCCAGACACAGCCGGCGAACGCUGCAGCCGCUGCCACCGGCGCUGCCGGCACAGCUGCCGGCAUCGUAACGCCACAUUCGAGUGACACCAUCAGCUCUGCGGGCGGUUUUGGUGAUGCGCAGCUCGUGGUCGCUGUUCAGGGUCUGCCCGGCGUUGGCGUCGGCGUCGGCGGCGCUGCCGGCGGCAGCAAUGCGACUGGCCGUCGUUUGGCCAGCAGCGGCCAGCCGCCAUCGAACUGCCACAAAUCGCUUAGCCAGCAUGUUCUGCAAACGCGCACCGCCUCAUCGGAGCGUCGACGUCGACGUCGACGCAAGAGCCGACCACGACGCAGCGGCGGCAUGGCCAGCGUUACCAGCUGCGUGGGAGAUGCCGGCGGCGAUAAUAUGUCCUCCUCGGGCGGCUUCUACACGCUGAAGGAGCACCAGCACCAGCACCAGCAUCAGCACUACCGCCAUGGCCAUGGACAUGGCACAGUCUCCACAUCGCAGCGUCUGUUCGCCAGCUCAGCGCCUAGUGGCACCGUUAUGAUGUACCCGAAUGCACAGCGUGCGCCAGUGCUGGCCAAUCCGACAGCAGCUGGCGGUGCAGGCGGCGUCGGAGGUUUGGCUGGGGGAGCGAAUGUUGCACAAGCAGCAGCUGCAACGCCGCCGGACAUCUCGCUGAGGCAGCGGGCGGUUGCUAAGCUGCGCAUGUUCAACUUUCACCUUAACUGGGAUCUGCACAUGACGCACUGCAAGCCCUGCGGGCCUCGCUUGAGUGGAAGUGGAAACAUAAUAACGCGACGGCUGUGCCGCAAUCGUAGACGUGAGGACAACGAGCUCUAUCGUUCGAAUAGCUUCAAGUUCGAGCGCUUCGAGCGCAAGGAGUGCCUCGAGGAGCUCUCUAACACAUUGCAGAAGCAGAUUGCCAUCUGUGAUGAUUACAGCCUGCCUGUAGACUUUGUUAAGAAACGACCGUCCAGUUUCGAUCCCUGCCUGGCCGAGGCAAUACCAACGAAUCCGGAGCAUUGGAUAGCACCGAGUCCACAAACAGAAUUUCUGCCAUUUAACGAAGCCCAACAAGCGUUGCAACAGCAACAGCAACAGCAACAGCAACAACAGCAAUCGACAGCAGCAGCAGCAGCAGCAGCUGCGCCACCGCCGCCGCCGCCACUUGCCUCCUUGGCAACGCUGCCCAGUCAGGCGACAACUGCAAUAGCAACUAUUUUAGGCAGCAGCAACAACAACAACAACAACAGCAGCAGCAGCAACACUUGCCAGCAACAGCAGCAGCAGCAGCAGCAAUUGCAUGCGCACAACAACAACACAUUGCCAUCAGCACCGCAGCAACAGCAGCGCGGCACACUGCAACAUCCGCCGCUGCCCAACAGCAACAUCAAGCAAGCCUCCGUCAAGCUGAUCGAGGGCUAUUCCGAUCCGAAGGAUACGCGACAUCACAGCCAGCACAAGAAGGUCUAUCACAAGAAGGCCAAACGCCGCUCGGCGCCGUUGCACAAGCAGCGACAGCAGCAGCAGUUGCAAACGCUGCCAACUCCGCGCGGACAUCAACAGCAGUUGCAGCAGCAACAGCAGCAGCAACAACAGCAGCAAUUGCUGCAUCGCCAUUCCACAUACAACAAUAAUAACGGCAAUCAUAAGAAGGACAAGCGCAACAGCCACUACAACUCAGAUUCCUCGGCGCCCAAGUCCUCCGACGAGGAGGCGGACAUAGACGAGGAAGUAGAGCGUGCCGCGCCAGCAACAGCAGCAGCAGCAGCAACCGGAACUGGAACUGGAACUGGAACUGGAACUGGCACUGGAACUGGAACUGGCACUGGCACAGGUGCAGCUGCAGCUGGAGCCUUACUCAAUUCACCGGACAGCAUAUCGGAUGAUCUAGUUCGUCCGUUGCCCGCGCAGCUGCAGCGCAGUCCACGCAAAUUGACGGUCGCCCAGGCGGAGCACAGCAAGCGCCAGCCGUCGCCGUAUUACUACUCGGACUUGCUCAAGACUCGCGACAAGGAGGAGGAGAAGCCGACGCUCGAGCGCGAGGCAAAGCAAAAGUGCCGCCAGUCGACGGCCAGCGAGCCGCCGCAGCAGACCCUAACGCAGCCCCAUCGACUGGGCGGCUAUCGCAAGAGCAGCAGCCUAGAUGCACCACAGCCUCAGCAGCAGCAGCAGCAACAAGAGGAGCAACUGCUGCAGAGGGCAGCAGAGGCAGACCUAGACAACGAUCCAGCUGAGCUCGAGGAGGCGACCUGCCUGACCGAACAGUCAACACCGAAACGCUACAGCUUCACAGAGGAGGGCGUACGCAUUAUACGCUGUGAGACGCCCAGCACCAGCACCUCGGAGGAGUCCGAUUGCAGCGAGUGCUUGAAGCGGCGCGAGUGGCACGCCCGCGCCUUGGCGCUCGUGCGUAAGACGUGCAACGUCCAGCCGCGGCAACAGUUGUCCAUUGGCAGCGGUGAACUGCAGUUGCAGCUGCAGCACUGCGACGCCGGCGAGGGUGAGCUGCUCAAGUGCUGUCCGCCAGCGAUUGGGGGAGUAGGAGUGGGAGUGGCCGUUGGGGAUUUAGCGUGCGAGUCGAUGCCGCCGCACCGCCUGCUGGGCCCAGCAGCCGUGUGCGGAGCCUGCAUACCGACGCCCAACAAGACGCUUGGCCUGGGCCACGGCGAUGAGGAGCAGCUGGAUGAGCUGGAGGAAUACUUUAGGCCACGCAGCAUAUUCUAUGUGCAUCCGCAUGGCGUGCACGAAUGCGUUGAAUGUGCGCCGCCAGCUAAGCUAGAGGAGCAGCACUCAGAGCUAAAGCAAACACUUGCUAACGAGCAGGGGGAGCCGCCGCAGCAGCAGCAGCAGCAGGCAGAGGAGGCGGGCGAGGGCGAGGCCGAGGACGAGGAGGGUGACGAAGGGGAGGAAUACGAUUCCGACAACAUGGCAAGCCGACGACGUCAGAUCUAUGAGACGGCCUUCGACUGCAAGAUAGCCAAGUCGGACGAUGAUCUGGAUGAAGUGGACCGCAUUACCAAUCACUCGGUCUUGCUGCAGCUCAACAGCAACAGCAACAGCAACAGCAACAGCAAUGGCAACGAGCUAUCCGUGCCGUCCAAGUCGCUAAGCAAGAGCCGUCUCGAGUGCAAACGCGCUAAGAAUAGUAAAAAUCAAGCGCUGCAGCAGCAGCAGCCACAGCAGCAGCAGCAACAGCAGCAGCAGCAGCAGCAGCAGCAACAGCCGCAGCAGGAGUCACCUGAAGGACAAUGCCAGGUGGUGCUGCAGGUGCAGGCAGAGCUAAGCCAGCUGCAGCUCAGCCAAACAGCAGAUCAACAGAAUCAGAAUCAGCAGCAGCAGCAGCAGCAGCAGCAGCAGCAGCAGCAACAGCAGCAGCAGCAGUCGCAACAGUUGCCGGCGCGUGGCUAUACGCCCUCGCCGCCCUCUACGGCGCCGCUGCCCAUCAAAUUUCCGGGCAAGCACGAACGCUACAUGAACAGCAUAAAGAGUGCACCGAAUCUGCCAGCUGCGCAGCCGGCGCAUCCGCGACUGCGGGACUUGCGGUUGCCGCUGCAGGCAUCGCUGCGUCAGCAGCAGCAGCAGCAGCAGCAGCAGCAACAGUUGCAGCUGUGCGCCAGCAGCAAUGACAACAGUCUCACCGACAGCGCCUACGUGAAUCCGCCCUCAACAAAUUCGAACUCGAAUUCAGCUGUUGCCUCCACCUCGGCGUCGUCGCGGCGCCCGCGCAGCUUUGUGCUGGAGUCGGGGCGCGUGCUGGAGCUGCGUCGCAGCGCACAUCACCAGCAGCAGCAUGCACAGCAGCAACACGGCAAGCAGCAGCCACACUUGCCGAAGCCCAGGCACAACUACAGCUCCACCGAGAGCAUUGCCACCUCGUCGAGCGGCGGCAGCAUGGAAUCGUUGCGCAGCAGCACCAGCGAAGGCAAUCGCAGCACCUCCAGCUCUGAAUCGCGCCACUCCAGUUCGCUCAGCUCGCACAGCUCCGAGAGCAGCAACAGCAACAGCAACAGCGCCAGUGCCAGCGCCAGCGCCAGUGCCAGCUCGAGUGUUGCCUAUCCGCUGCGUGCACCGGUGCUGCUGCACUCCAAGCUGCACAUACUCAGCCCCAUAUCGGACAAGUCUUCGCAGGAGCCGGCCUCCGAGCAGUCGCAGCAGCCAGCGACAGCAGCUGCUGGCACAGCCAGCCUGCAGGAGGAGUCCGCCACAGAUGCGGCUGCUGCGGCUGCUGCUGCUGGCGGCAGCUCGUCUGUGCCUGUCCAGCUGCUGGUGAAGCAGCAGCGCAGCGGCAGUCAGCGGGCAGCAGCUGCGGCGCCCAACAAGGCGCUGCUGCACCUGGCCGACGAGCUGCUCGGCUCGGACAGCGGCAUCUCCUUGCACUCGCGAGAGGAUGGCAAACCAACGAAUCUGGCGCUGCAGCGCCUGACGCUGCCCAAGCUGCAGCUGGGCAAUGGCAGCGCCGCGGAUACAUCCUCUUCGGCAGCAGCGGGCAUCUCUUCGGCAGCACCGGCGGCAGGCGGUGCUGGUGGCGCCUCAGCGCUGCCGCAGGAGCUGCGCGACUUGCCCUUCGAUAUGCCCAAGCUGCGACGACGCAAGACGCUGCAGCAGGAGGCGGCCUGCACCUCGGGCAGUGCCACCUCCGUUGAUCUGGGCGAUCUGCCCUUCGAUAUGCCCAAGCUGCGCAGGCGGCUGCGUGCCAAUCAAGCGGAGAUCAAUAAUCUGCUGAUGCACAGCACCGAAUCCAGCGGCAUUUCCCAGGCAUCCUCCAGCCACUCGAUGCGCGACGAGCAGAAGCUGGCCAGCAAGCUAGAUACAGCGCUCUUCCGUCAGAAUCUCACAUUGAAUCUGAAUGAGCCACGCCAGGUGAACAAACAGUUCGGCAGUCUCGAUCUGCGCGGCUUGAGCAGUCACAAGGAGCUCAACAUGAAUCUGGGCCAGGGCUACGUAACGGCUGUCGAUCUAAUAGACGUGACCAUACCAUUAGAGCGUCAAGGCUGGUACCAUGGCGCUAUAACACGCAUCGAGGCGGAGACAACGUUGCGUCCUUUGGCCGAGGGCUCGUUCCUGGUGCGCAAUUGCGAGUCUACCAAGCAGGACUAUUCCCUGUCGCUCAAAGGCGCCAAGGGCUUUAUGCACAUGCGAAUCCAGCGCAACGAGGCCGGACAGUACAUCUUGGGUCAGUUCAGUCGACCCUUCGAAACGGUGCCCGAUAUGAUACGACAUUUCUGCCUGAAUCGCCUGCCCGUCCGUGGCGCGGAGCACAUGUGUCUGAUUGAGCCGGUCAUAGCGCAGCUGCUGUAAACUAACAGAGCUGUUAACGCAGAAAUGUUAACUUGAGGCACGUCGCAGCUGUGCAUGGGCAGAGAAAGCAACAUACAUAUUGAUAUAUAGCAUAUAGAGACAGCUCUAUAAAUAUACUCUUUAUAUAUACAUAUGAACAAGCAUAUAUAUCGAACGGUAGCUCGACAGAUCGAUAGAUCGAUGUGUCGAUAAGUCGCUAUAUCGAUAUGUAUGCAUUAUAUAUGCACUCUAGUCAUAUGCUCUAGUCUUAACUACAAUUUGUUUCUACUCACCGCACUUCUGGUAUGCUCUCUAUUAACCUUCAUUUUGGAUCAAUUAGCACGCAGAACAGAAAAGCAAAUUAUGUUAGAGCAGAGUACACACGAACUAUGUAGCUUAGUGUUCAGAAAUCAGAAAUAGCAAGAGACAGACAAAGAGGAAGAGCAAGAGAAAGAGAAAAAAAAAACAAGUACGUAGCACUUUCAGACAAUACGAGAACAAAGCAGAUCGCAUAAACCAAAUUCAAUA
Messenger RNA from Drosophila hydei, 5874 nucleotides. It is a transcript of the gene hwt, whose product is annotated as homeobox protein prospero. Gene Ontology annotation, molecular function: phosphotyrosine residue binding. The transcript is spliced from 9 exons. The record is from RefSeq and is a predicted model, not a curated record. Bases 1 to 5367 code for a protein of 1788 amino acids. NCBI's taxonomy places the organism in Eukaryota, Metazoa, Arthropoda, Insecta, Diptera, Drosophilidae.